This is a messenger RNA of Cygnus olor (mute swan), 3773 nucleotides long. RefSeq lists its product as uncharacterized. Gene Ontology annotation, molecular function: actin filament binding. Gene Ontology annotation, biological process: actin filament organization; actin cytoskeleton organization. The coding region runs from base 1470 to 3086 and encodes 538 amino acids. The record is from RefSeq and is a predicted model, not a curated record. NCBI's taxonomy places the organism in Eukaryota, Metazoa, Chordata, Aves, Anseriformes, Anatidae. Gene Ontology annotation, cellular component: stress fiber; focal adhesion. The transcript has 9 exons.
GGCAAGUCAAUAUAUGUACCUCUGUACCCACUUCCUUUCACUCCAGUCUGUCACAGAAUCACAGAAUGUGUCACAGGUUGGAAGGGACCUCCAGAGAUCAUCUGGUCCAACCCCCCUGUUCAAGCGGGGUCACCUCAAGCAUGUUACAUGGGAUCAUGUCCAGACGGGUUUUGAGUAUCUCCAAAGCAGGAGACUCCACAACCUCUCUGAGCAGCCUGUUGCAGUGCUCCGUCAUCUGAACCGUAAAGAAGUUCUUCCUCAUAAGGCGAUGAAACCUCCUCCUCGUGGCUCUGUUUCGCUUGCUCAGAAAUCCAUUCUGAAACCCACCAGCUGAGUCGGGAACAAUUAUGAAUGUAAUAUGUCUAACUUAGCACAUCUACAGAACUCCAGCGCCUAACUCAGAAAUAAUUAUUUAAACUCAAGCAACAGGGCUUUGGUUGAAACACUGUGGGAAGCUCUUUCUGUUCUCUCCCCCUGCAGUGUAUUUCCAAGGACAUUUAGUAACUGUCAGCUGAACGCAAACACACAACAGAGGGUACCCCAACACAGACGGGCAGCAGAUUCUUCUGCGUCACCUUUCAGCCCAACCCUGAGCACCGAGUUGCUUUGUGAAUUCCAGGUAGGGCAUUGCAACUACAAACUUCUGAGUUCACUUGCUGAUUCUCUCUCUCUAGGUCCAAAAAUGUCCAUGUCGGAUUUCUCCCUUAAUUCCCCAUUCAGAAAGAAUGGGUUGGCCUAUUAGAGAGUCCUUCGAUAGUUUUGUUGGCCAAAGAGCUGUAGCCUGAAAGUCAGAAGCCUGCGUCAUACUACAGCAAGAAAGAACAUCCCCAAGGGUAAAUUACCUGACAUUUUGAUAUUUCUCUUACUUAUCAAAACCAACCAAACACACACAAAACCGCCAACAUGCAUAAGUGAAAGAAAACCAAGCACGGCGUGCCAGAGCUGGUCAAACACUUCUGCUGGUUAGCUCUAAGAGAGAAUUUGAAGUUAGCUAAGUAGUGGAGAAUAAAAGUGAAAAACUGAUGCUGUCUCUGAGGGCUCUUAGUAUCUACCACAAUGGUCCGCCCAAGAACUUGUCUCUAAGGACACCAAGUUCUUUCUGGGCAUGGUUAUGCACCAAGUUCUUUCUGGGCAUGAUUCUGCCCCGGGGAGUCUCUGGCCGGUCUUUUGGGGUAAGGAAAGCCGGGGUGCCAGCUUGGUUGUCUUGGUUUCCGUACGCCCAUAGAUGGAGACAGUACCCUGGCAACGGUGGACUGAUUAUGUGCCCAUAAUGCAGACAGGCAGGUUAAAAGGCAGCGCCUCUUCCUGCAGUCAUCACUUCUUGGAAGUGCAGUUGUGACGAACAAGGUAGGACAAGGCUUUUCUCCAAUGCAUACUGUGAACUGUUGAUCAAGCUUCACGUUUGUUAGCCAAAUGUGACCAGUGAAUAAGAGAAUGUUUAAAUUUGCCUUCCUUUUAACAGGCACGAGAUGAGUGCAGCAAUGUCACAGGAUGAAAACUCAACUGAGAAGACCCUAGCGGGCACGAUGGAGUCGCCUGACUUGACCCCACAGAGGGGCUCUGUCAAGCUCCUCAUGGAGAAAUGGGAGUCUGCCAGUGCUCCAAGACCCAACUUGGUGCUCCAGCUCCCACCAGCCCCACGGUCCCUGGCACGACAGAAAAGCUGCCAUGUCAGCACUGUGAAAAAAGUCCUGGCAGACAGCGGGAGCGUGGACAUGAUCAAGGAAGAGCCCCUGGGCGGCCCUCGCGAGAUUGAAACCUUCCCCAUUGCUAUGAAGGAGCUUCAGAGCCACUUUGAGAGCCUGGGUGGCACGAAGGGAGCAGAAAGUGAGGUGAGCUCACUGUCACCAACUCGGACUAGUCAGCCUGGGAGCAAUUCAGACAUAACGGAGUCCAGCGUUAAAAGGAGGAGGGCAAUCUUCGAGAUGUUCUCAGAAAACAGACAAAACAGCAAUGCUGAAGUUUCAGUGGGUGGUCGCAAACCUCUAGGAGGACUACCAGAAGAGAGCCCUCCCAAGACUGGCAACACACCGCUGGUCUUCCAGGAGAAUGUCUCCUUGAAGGAUAAACUGUCUCUUUAUCAGGCUGCAGCAUCCAAGGCAGAGAAGAGCAACUCCUUUGCUAAUAUUUCAGAGGAAAUCAAGUCCUGCACUGCGCCUGGUGGCCUGGCCGCAGUCAGGAGACAGUUUGAGAACGGGCAGACCACCUCUUCAAGGAUCACUGUUGCUCGUUCCCAGCACCAGCAGAAAUCUGCACAGGAGACCUCAAUUACCACUCAGCCCCUGGUAUCAACCAGCACCAGGGAAGCUGACUGCAGUGGAAUGGCUUCCAAAGAAAGCCCCGUGGACGCCUUUCAAACAGAAGAGGUUUCUCACGAGGAAAAGGUUACUCUGGAGACAAACGGAGACAAGGCUUCUACAGUGGUGCAGCACGCUGAUGAAACAGUUGUCAAUGCAACUAUGAAUGGGGAGGUCCCAAAGAUUUCUACACAGAUUUGUAAUAUGGAAAAGGCUCUUCACAAUGACAGGGAGGCUGCAACAUCUGUGCAAGAUGGAAAGUUUCUCAGAUGCACAGAAUCUGUCCGUUGGAGAAGUGAAAAUAAGUGUCAAAAAGUUGAAGGCUGUAUGGACCAGCCAUUUCUAGGGGCACAGAAGAUGGAAGUGCUAUGCCAGCCAAAAUAUACAAUGCCUUCAGCCGCUUCCAGAAUCAAAGCUAUUAAUGCAAUCAUCAAGAAUCAGCAACAUGCUGUAAGAUGUCCACAUCACCUUGGAGCUGGUGCACCAAUUCAGAAGUGUCGAAGAAGUGAAUUCUCUGCGGACCAGGUGCUCCCUAAGCCUCAGGAGCCACGGAAGGGAGAGCCAUUGCGCCAGCCUAAAAGGAAAAUCAAUUCCGCAGCUUCCAGGCUUAAGAUCACCAAUGAAAUCCACAAGAAUCAAAGAAAUACUCGAAGACGUCCAAACCAGCAAGAAGCUGCUUUACUGGCUGACAACGCGCAGUGGUUUGAAACCACAGAAUGCAAUGGAAAGAACAAAGAUGCAGCCCUCACAGGCUGUGUUGUGCAGCAAUGCACAACACGUUUCCAAUAAAAACCUGUAAUGACUUAAAACUAACAGACUUGUCUGAAUUUUUGCUGCCUGUCUCUCCUCCUAGGAGUCUCAGCAGUCUUCUACCAUCUUUCUUUGGCUAAGGCAUGUAGCUAAAGUGAUACUCCAAAUGUGUGCCUAACAAAUACUGAUGUGGAGGUUUAAAGCAUUUUUUGAAAGCUGUCCGAACGCUUUCCUUUACUGUCCUUCUUCACAUUUAGAAGACCCCAAUCUUCACUCUCUGCAGGCACCCUUUGUCUCUGGUAUUGGUGACCGUGGUCAGGACACCAGCUGUGCCCAAGGACAAGCUGGAAGGGAAGCACACUUCUGGAGCAGGAUGGUGACACAAGCGGUAUCUCAGCCUUCUGCUGCGAUGCAGCAGAUUGAACGUUUCAUUCACGCAAAUGCACGUUUCCUGGCAGUGCCGGGGCUGGCCUGGAAUCCAGACCUGGUCUGCUCAAGGUAGAGCCAUUAUCCUAAAGUGCUUUUAUUGAUCUGUUGACUUUCUCUCUUCCUCUUUCUCUUCCUCUCUUCACUCUGCCAGCCUCCUAAAGACUCAUAUCUUGUCUCAUGCAACCAAGCUAUUUUAAGGGGCAAACAACGAUUUUGAAGUCGGAUUAGACAAACUGUACCUGACCAAUGUGAAACCAGAUAUCUCCUGAAUGACAUCUGAAGUAGGAUCUGUCUCCA